Caenorhabditis sp. 36 PRJEB53466 is the source of this 1828-nucleotide messenger RNA. The record is from the annotation of a GenBank genome assembly. Lineage: Eukaryota; Metazoa; Nematoda; Chromadorea; Rhabditida; Rhabditidae.
AUGGAAUUAAUUCAAGACUCAUCACUAUCAAAUGAUUCGGCAGAUCUUUUCAACGAUUCCAAAAAAGAAGGCCCGGCUGUUGAAGUAUGGUUUUUUUGCGAAUUUUUUUGAAUAAAAUCGAGCUUUUCUGCUUCAGAUUGUGAAGAAAUGGAUGAUGAUCGCGUAUCGUUUGUACGGAAAUAUGCUCGACAACGCCGACUACGCGUUCUUUUUGAGCGUUCCGCAACUCAUCUCGCAGCUCUCGUUCCUGAUGUCAGUCUCCAAAGAGGUGGUUUUCAGCCGAAAAUGACCGGAAUGUAAACAUUUCCGUAGAAAGCGACAGGUUUGCGGAUGGAGUUUGGCGGAAAUCCGACGUUCGAGAAGUUGGCGCAUCAAAUUCAGCAUCAGAAUAUGCUGGAAAUCACUGAAAAGUUCAUGAAGACGUGGGGGACAGAGGUGCGGGAAGCGCUGGAGCCCGGGCAGAUUAUGUCGGCUCGACGGGUGCUCUGCUAUCCGAGCAGCGCCGUCUCUUUCCAUCUGAACACUCUCAAGUCCCUCCGUCGUUACCGCGUCGAAAUGAAGAUCUUCGAGGGCGCGAAAGAGCAUCGGCACUGGGUGAGCGCCAAAUUGAAGAAGAAUUUGGCGGAGCAGGUGGUUGUGAAUGUGUGGGAGGAGGAGUGCAUGAUCAAGGAGACGCUCGAGCAGCAGAAGAGCAAGAGGAAGCCGGCCGGCGAAGGGCCGGAUCUCGAGGAGUUGCGCCGGAAAUUCGAGAGAAAUUCGCCGAUUCUCAUGUGGAUCAGCCGCGCGAAUGUGGCCAUUUUGCCCGAAAUGUGCGAUUCGAAACAGUUGUACUCGCAUCGGGGAACCGAUUAUUUUCGCGUUUCCGCCACGCCCACCAAAAGGAUUUCCGUGCUCAAGGGCGAAAUGCGUGCGUUUUUAAUUCCGAAUUUGAAAAAAAAAACAGAUGUGUAUCGAUUUCGUCGAAUUUUAUCGAAAAAUUUCAUAAUCUUCUUUUUUUCAGCGUGGAACAUGACAAUUCUGCCGACGGGAAAUCCGCGAAUCCUCUUCGUUCUCAUCUACAAUCACACGCGAAAUCUGUGCUCAUUCUCGGAUCUUCAGUCCCAAAUCGAAAAGAGCCGACCGCGUGUUCCGUGCGUAAUACACGGCUACGAGCAUGAAAAUGCGAAAGAGAAUCGCGAGAUCACGGACAUUUAUUUCGCGCACUGGAGGGACGAGGAGUUCCAUCCGAACCGCUUCGCGCCGGACCUCCGGGAGACGAUGGACGUGGACGGAAUCUUCGAGAACGGCGGCUUCGGGGACCUGGCCCAGUCCGCCGCGAGACCCUCUUCCGGCGGCGACGUGUUUCAGAUCGCACACCUUCAGAACUUCUCCCUCCUUAGCAUCUUCAACACGCCCGUUUCCAGGUAAAGCGACUCGAUGCAAACGCGCUCCAUCGCUCGAAGUUUCCAGAGUGUGUUCACAAGAAGAUAUACGUGGCAAACACGCGGAAGCAGCGGUCCCCAAAAGCCAGCUGGACGCCGGCUCCCCGCACACCGAGCUCGUUCCAUUUCCGUUCAGCGUACUCGUCUGGGACAGCGAGCGAUGCAUUCCGGUGUACAUGGGAAAGUGAGUUACUGGACAUUUAUUGAUUAACUCAUAUUUUGACAAACAUUUUCAAAUUUUCCGGGAUUUUUCGAAGUUUAGAAAUGCUUUGAAAGUCUUUAACAAUUUGGAACUUUCGAAAGACGAAUUUUCAAAGCUAUUAUUUUUCAGAAUAACUGGAAAACGGCUGGACGACGUGAAACCAAGUCGGAGCGGAUGGAAAAAAUGGCUGUUCGGAUGGAUUUGA